Penicillium maclennaniae is the source of this 1797-nucleotide messenger RNA. It is a transcript of the gene hsp70, whose product is annotated as molecular chaperone Hsp70. The coding region runs from base 1 to 1797 and encodes 598 amino acids. Gene Ontology annotation, cellular component: plasma membrane; cytoplasm; cytosol. The transcript is spliced from 2 exons. The record is from RefSeq and is a predicted model, not a curated record. Gene Ontology annotation, biological process: vesicle-mediated transport; protein refolding; cellular response to unfolded protein. Lineage: Eukaryota; Fungi; Ascomycota; Eurotiomycetes; Eurotiales; Aspergillaceae. Gene Ontology annotation, molecular function: ATP hydrolysis activity; ATP-dependent protein folding chaperone; heat shock protein binding.
AUGGCUCCCGCCGUCGGUAUUGAUUUGGGUACCACCUACUCCUGUGUGGGUGUGUUCCGUGAUGACCGCAUUGAGAUCAUCGCCAACGACCAGGGUAACCGAACUACCCCAUCGUUCGUUGCCUUCACCGACUCUGAGCGUCUCAUCGGUGACGCCGCCAAGAACCAGGUCGCUAUGAACCCUCACAACACUGUCUUCGAUGCCAAGCGUCUCAUUGGUCGUCGUUUUAACGACGCUGAGGUUCAGGCUGACAUGAAGCACUGGCCCUUCAAGGUCGUUGAAAAGGCCACCAAGCCCAUUCUCGAGGUCGAGUUCAAGGGUGAGACCAAGCAGUUCACUCCCGAGGAGAUCUCCUCCAUGAUCCUCACCAAGAUGCGUGAGACCGCUGAGGCUUACCUCGGUGGCACCGUCAACAACGCUGUCAUCACUGUCCCUGCCUACUUCAACGACUCCCAGCGUCAGGCUACCAAGGACGCUGGUCUUAUUGCCGGUCUUAACGUCCUCCGUAUCAUUAACGAGCCCACCGCUGCUGCCAUUGCCUACGGUCUUGACAAGAAGCAGGAGGGUGAGCGCAACGUCCUUAUUUUCGAUCUCGGUGGUGGUACCUUCGAUGUGUCUCUUCUGACCAUUGAGGAGGGUAUCUUCGAGGUCAAGGCUACCGCUGGUGACACUCACCUUGGUGGUGAGGACUUCGACAACCGUCUGGUCAACCACUUCGUCAACGAGUUCAAGCGCAAGCACAAGAAGGACCUGACCACGAACGCUCGUGCUCUCCGCCGUCUCCGCACUGCUUGCGAGCGUGCCAAGCGUACCCUGUCUUCUGCUGCUCAGACUUCUAUCGAGAUCGACUCUCUCUUCGAGGGUAUUGACUUCUAUACCUCCAUCACCCGUGCCCGUUUCGAGGAGCUCUGCCAGGACCUCUUCCGCGGUACCAUGGAGCCCGUUGAGCGUGUCCUCCGUGACGCCAAGAUCGACAAGGCUUCCGUCCACGAGAUCGUCCUCGUCGGUGGUUCUACCCGUAUCCCUAAGAUCCAGAAGCUCGUCUCCGACUUCUUCAACAAGGACGCUAACAAGUCCAUCAACCCCGAUGAGGCCGUCGCCUACGGUGCCGCUGUCCAGGCCGCUAUCCUCUCGGGCGACACUUCCUCUAAGUCCACCAACGAGAUCCUGCUUCUCGAUGUCGCUCCCCUCUCUCUCGGUAUUGAGACCGCUGGUGGUGUCAUGACUCCUCUUAUUAAGCGCAACACCACUAUCCCCACCAAGAAUUCGAGCUCACUGGCAUCCCCCCCCGCCCCCCGUGGUGUGCCCCAGAUUGAGGUUACCUUCGAUCUCGAUGCCAACGGUAUCAUGAACGUCUCCGCUGUCGAGAAGGGUACCGGAAAGACCCACAAGAUCACUAUCUCCAACGACAAGGGUCGUCUCUCCAAGGAGGAGAUCGAACGCAUGCUCUCCGAGGCUGAGAAGUACAAGGAGGAGGAUGAAGCCGAGGCUGGCCGUAUUCAGGCCAAGAACGGCCUUGAGUCCUACGCCUACUCCCUCAAAUCCACCAUCAACGAGGGCAAGCUCCCCCUCUCCGAUGAGGACAAGAAGAAGAUCGAGGAGAAGGUCUCCGAGGUUAUCUCUUGGCUCGACAACAACCAGACUGCUGAGAAGGAUGAGUACGAGUCUCAGCAGAAGGAGCUUGAGGCUGUUGCCACUCCCAUCAUGAAGGGGGCUUACGAGUCUGCCGGCGGUGACGCUGGUGCCGCUCCCCAUCAGCCCGCUGAGACCGAGGAGGCCGGUCCCGAACUUGACUAG